This is a messenger RNA of Colletes gigas, 2717 nucleotides long. Its product is annotated as poly(U)-specific endoribonuclease homolog. NCBI's taxonomy places the organism in Eukaryota, Metazoa, Arthropoda, Insecta, Hymenoptera, Colletidae. The record is from RefSeq and is a predicted model, not a curated record. Gene Ontology annotation, molecular function: RNA endonuclease activity. The coding region runs from base 275 to 2143 and encodes 622 amino acids. The transcript is spliced from 6 exons.
GGAAUUUUGCGGUGCUAGAUCAUCGAAUCCCUACACAUUUUACGAAAACGUUGAAGAUCAAUGCAAAGAGAAAGCCUACGACGCGUAAUUCGUAACUGCAAUUCCGAACUGGUUUCCGUGCGAGCAGUGCGCGUCGUUUCACGGGAAAGAAGUCUUUCAGUAACGGGUUAGCCGUCGAGCAGUUAGCAUCGAUCUUUCGUGAGAUUGUUGAACGCACCAUCGAUCGAUACUCCAACAACUAGGAAACAAUCGUCGAACAACACAGAAAGGGAGCAUGAAUAUCAGACUGAUCUUGAUCUGCACGAUCCUCGUUUUGUUCGUGUUUGUCGACGUGGGAGCUAGAAAAUCGAGCAGACGGAGAGUCGGAACAGGGAGGACAUCGAGUCCUCGAACCACGUACCAGCAAUCGAGUCAAGGAGGAUCGACACCGAAUAAAAUAGGAUGGAACGUGCCGGAUAAAAAACCUACUGGAACCAACACCGCAGCAAAACCGUCUGCCCCUGUGAAUGACCAUAGCGUCAAGGCCAGCGCGACGAACGUGCAAUCUGGCUCAUAUCCUCGUCAACCGAGCAGCAAUCCCUACCAAACAAACUCCAAUCCUCAAGCGAGCCAUCCGUACAAUCCUUCCGUAGGGCAAGGCUACAAUCCUUCAGUGGGACAAGGUUAUAACCCUUCAGCGGGUCAUGGAUACAACCCUUCAGCGGGUCACGGAUACAAUCCUUCCGUGGGUCAAGGUUACAAUCCUCCGAUAGGCGGGCAUCCACCCUACUCAGGGCAACCGUCGUACAACAAUCCAUCCUAUGGCGGACAUAAUCCUGGCUAUGGCCAGCCAUCUUAUGGCCAGCCGUCUUAUGGCCAGCCGUCUUAUGGUCAGCCAUCGUUUGGUCAGUCUUUCAGUCCAUCCAUGGGGCAGGUACCUCAGCAGACGGUUCUGCUGCAACAGGCACAGAAACCAGGAAUCGGACAGCUCGCAAAGGAAGCGUUCGUUUUUGCUGGUGUUAGCGCCGGUGUGAACGCGGCGGUGAACAGGUUGAUACCAGGAGGCAUUUAUGGUACCAGAGGCACCAGUAGCGGCGGCGCUGCUGCGCCCUCGCACACUGAGAUCACGUACAACAAUUAUUACAAUAAUGGAACCGCUCCUGUUGCUGAGCCAGCUGCCCCGGGAGCAGCUCCUGCAGCUCAACCAGCGGCUCCUGCGGCUCAACCAGCUGUUCCUGCCGCUCAACCAGCUGCUCAACCAGCGGCUGAAGCACCGCAAACCGCGCAAAACAACGCUGGCACCAACAGUGCAUCCACUAAUUCUCAGGACGCCGCGCAAAACAAUCCUAAUCCAUUGGGAUUCGUGACUUCCAACGAUGACAUCAAAAAGCUAACGGAGAGCCUGUUCGAGAAGGAGAAGAACAGCGCUUUUACGCACAUAACGAUAAAUUUGCAAGGACAGAAGAAAGACGAUAGCAUCACCGAUGACGCCCCUGAGCCUUUAUUGGACGUGAAAGCCGAAGCUUACGAGAUUCCAACGGUAAAAGCUGUCUUGGCUUUGCACGACAACUACGAGUUCGAUGUUAAGACGAAGGAGACAGUCACAACCGAGGAACGCAGAGAGGAAUCGGAACUUAUCGACAAGAUUCUCGAGACCGACAUUAUGAAAUCCACUAUGAAGUUCCUGGCUGACAAAGGAUACAUUCCGGACGACGAAUAUGAAUUCAAGGACAGCUUGAAACGCAUAUGGUUCUCUCAGUUCAAACGAAUCGACGGGGACGCGUCGAGUUCUGGAUUUGAAACGGUAUUUUUAGCGGAGAAGUUCGAUUCGGACAUAAUCGGCCUGCACGACUGGAUUUACUAUGCCAAACAGGAAGCUGAGAAGAAGCUCAACUAUCUUGGAUACAUCAAGGAGGUCAAACUGGGCGAUAAAGGAGCGGUUUUAAAGGUACGUUCGUCGAUGAACGACGUAGUGCAACCGGUCACCACGAUUUUUGUCGGUACAUCGCCCGAAUUGGAGUUUGCCCUGUACACGAUGUGCUUCUUCACUCGUCCUAACAACGUUUGUCCAGUUUCGCUCGGAGGAACAGAAUUUAUGAUCAUCGUGAGCAGAGUCAACUACUUUGGAAAGGACAUUUUGAUUUCCGGUUACCCUGACAUUUAACUUAAAAAGUAAUAGACGAAUACUUUAUAAUUGCGGAUAUACUGCAAAACGGAAAUUACGAUCCUUUAAAUUAAGUAUAUAUAUAAUCGUUGCUCACGUAGAAUGAUAUAGGGAAUUAGAUGUUUACUAUAUUUAGCUUGAAUACUGUAACAUUCAAUUAUUUCACUGCAUAACGAAUUUAGAGUGAGUUAUUUCGAGCCGUGUUGAAUCGAAACCGCGUAAAUAGGGAAACGAGCGUACAAUUCCAUUGGGACGAGAGUUUGUGUAAGUCGAAUAAAAAUGUAUGAUUUUCAAAAAGACAUUAAGCUUUUUUAAGCAAUUGUAAAUAAUUGUUUGUUUCGAAUUUAGCACAUUGUAUGGAAUAUGUGUCGAAGAGGAUUAUAAAUAUCAUUUAUGUAAGAGUACUAUGUAUUGUAAUAACAUACCAGGCUGGCUUUUUUCUGUAGUCCUUCCAAUUUCGAGAGCUCCAGUAUAGGUAUUAUAGACGGCCGCCCAUGAGCGCACCGAGUAGGAAUUUUCGUUUUGUUUAGUAAUUUUAAGAGCUGCUUGCAUUGUUGCAGUGUCAGCGGAUCUC